Lotus japonicus is the source of this 1117-nucleotide messenger RNA. RefSeq lists its product as uncharacterized. The record is from RefSeq and is a predicted model, not a curated record. The transcript has 3 exons. The coding region runs from base 199 to 984 and encodes 261 amino acids. Lineage: Eukaryota; Viridiplantae; Streptophyta; Magnoliopsida; Fabales; Fabaceae.
ACGUGUCCGGAACAAGGACAGCACGUUACUUUGAAUCCUCUGCGAUCGUUCUUCUGAGAAAUGAACAUCAGACACUCCUAUGUUUCAGUCUAGCGGGAAACGAAAGGGCAAACCUCAACUUUCUCUGCUUGCUUUGCGCACAGAUUAAGGUGGCAACAUUGAAUAGCGCCCCCAAACAAAAAUCGUGUUGUUAGAUAAAUGGGUUCCGAUUCGAAUCUGGGAGGAUCAGCCUCAGCCUCAGCCUCAGCCUCUUCGCCCAGUGCCAAGCGCACCAGAGAUCCAGAAGAGGAGGUUUACCUCGACAAUCUUCGCUCUCACAAGCGUUACCUCAGCGAGAUAAUGGCAUCUAGCCUUAAUGGAUUGACUGUUGGAGACUCACUUACUGAUAAUCUCAUGGAAUCUCCAGCAAGGUCUGAAAGCUCGUUCUUUCUCAGGGAUGACAUGUCCUUACAAUAUUCACCCAUGUCAGAAGACUCAGAUGACUCAAGGUUUUGCGAGACCCCUUUGCAAAGUUGCUCACCUCAACCAGACAGCAUUCCUAGUAGUCCAGUUUCUCCAUACAGGCACCAAAGACCACCAAAUGCAUUUUCUUCAGCGCCUUCCACAAGCUCAAGUGCUAUUCAUGGCUGUACUGUCUCAACUUCCCAGCCUCGUCAGCGCAGCUCAGAUUCUGAGGGUCGUUUCCCAUCAUCUCCUAGUGAUAUAUGCCACUCAGCUGAUUUGAGAAGAGCUGCACUUCUAAGAUCUGUUCAGAUGAGAACACACCCUCAUGGCUAUGCAUCCUUGGAGCUACCAUUUGGUUCUGGCCAAGACCCUACUCCUAACAUAGAUACAGAGGAAAGGUCAUGCUCUUAUAUGAAAUCCCUGGUUGACGAGGGAGAGUAUCAGAUUGAAGAGUGUGUUCCUGAACCCGUGUUUAACCAUGAUAACAAAUCAUGUAGUGUCCUAAAUGUGAAAGAGAAAACAGCUGAUUCCGGAGGUUAGAUGCUAUAGGGAAUUGCUUACUUCACUUAUGUCUCUAAAAUGAGAUAAUCACUUGUGUUAAUCUUAACCAAAGAUAAAUUAUUUUAUGGAAUUAUUUUCAGAUAGAUAUUCUGAAUUUAUUUCUCGGUUUUCA